Lates calcarifer (barramundi perch) is the source of this 3709-nucleotide messenger RNA. RefSeq names its product claudin domain-containing protein 1. The transcript is spliced from 4 exons. NCBI's taxonomy places the organism in Eukaryota, Metazoa, Chordata, Actinopteri, Centropomidae. The record is from RefSeq and is a predicted model, not a curated record. The coding region runs from base 518 to 1276 and encodes 252 amino acids. Gene Ontology annotation, cellular component: membrane.
CAGCUGAACCGGAAGAGGAAAACACAUGGAUUAGUGUGUUUACAACUGCUACCAUCCUGGAUGCACCCGGCAUCACCCUGCCGUCCAAAGCGAACCCCAUGUAGUUUGCAUUUGCAGAUGCUGCCUCUGAGAUAACGUGUGUGAUAAUACGGGUCUGUUUUAAAUUAUUUGCCAAAGACUCGAGGUUGUUAUUGCGGUCUAUCUGUGUGAUAUCUGUCGCAGCGUCGGGCCACCCACCAUCUGUGGAAGUGGGACAAGGGAACAGAUGGCGUAUCCAAGCCGGGCUGCACGGCUGCUGACGAUGACCGUUAAGCACUGAGGAGGAUGAGUAUCAGUCAUUGAAAUAAAACCCGGUCGUUGGCUAUUGCACAGUAUCUUUAUCAGACUUGACGAUGCCGCGGUGGCUUGGAUAAGAGCGGGUGACUGGAAGCAUCGCAGAUUGAUCAUAUUGAUGCGCGACAACUCGACCACUGGCAUCAACUUAAUCCCUUUUGACGUGCCUCUGGGUCGGUGAACAAUGGUUGACAACCGCUACGCCACGGCUCUGGUCAUCGCCUGUGUGCUAAGCAUACUGGCCACCGUCUAUCUGUCAGUGGCCAUCGGGACGCAGCACUGGUAUCAGUACAGCAGCCCUACCGUGCGCGGGGAGGCCAACGUGUCCGAACUGCGCUCCCUGUACGAGGAGUUCAUGGACGGGGAGUUUGAUGAGAAAACAUACAGCGACACCUUGUUCCGCCUCAACGGAACUGUGGGCCUCUGGUGGCGGUGUGUGCUCGUUCCAACCAACGGUCAUUGGUACAAGGAGCCAGAUGCCAAGAUGGUGCUGGAGUGUCGAAGCUUCACUCUACCUCAGCAGUUCACUCCAAAGUACAAAGAACCAGGAAACCACAACAGUGGAGAGGACAUGCUACGCACCUACCUGUGGCGGUGCCAGUUCCUGCUGCCCCUGGUAUCACUGGGCCUGGUGGUGUUGGCAGGCCUGACUGGGUUCUGUGCCUGCCUCUGCCGAAGCCUCACCCCCACCCUUGGCAUUGGAGUACUUCACCUGCUGGCUGGUCUCUGCACCUUAGCCACAGUGUGCUGCUACCUGGCAGGGAUGGACCUGCUCCACAGGGUGUCGAUGCUGCCUGAUAAGGUGGAUGGCUCUCUGGGCUGGUCCCUCUACUUGGCCCUCAUUUCCUCGCCGCUCCACAUGAUGGCCGCUGCGCUGCUGGUGUGGGCAGCACGUAGCCACAGUCAGAACUACUACCGCAUGACUGCAUACCGGGUGGCGUAGUGACCAAGGUCUCUGCCCUGUUUAAAACAUCACACCCCACUCUGACACCAAGAUGCAUUUAAUAAUGAUCUCAGAGAAACGGGAUGUGGGUUAAUCUGUGCGUUUUGCCCUCUGAUGGAUUAAAGUGCAUGUACUCUAUAGUAAUGACCCUAUCUGCUGCAUUAAAAGAUUUGAUUUUUAUCUCUCUAGGGGUUUGAAAAAGAUCAACCAGAAAGAUGUGUAGAGUACAGCAUAUGUUUAGUUCAGAGUAACUUAAAACCAAGCUGAAAAGCAUUUGCUGUGUCCCAGUUUCAUACUACACACUGAGUCAGCCCAAUAUAUAGUGCACUCACAUUCACAAAUAACUAAAUUCAAGGAUAAUUGUGGUCUAUUAUCGUAGUUUCAGCCAUUAUUUCUAAUAAUAAUCAGGUAACAAUGAAACUGUGCUCACUAGGUUAGUUGCAGACAUCCAGGAAACACAUUCAGCGGCAUCAUAAAAGCAAGUUUGAGAGGGCAAGAAACACACGAAGUCAACAUGAUCUAACAAGUUUUAAACAAAUGCCCAGGUUAAACAGACUCAUUUGAAUGAUAGAGGGCAACUGAUUAUUAUUUUAAUCCAAACAGGUUCAACUUAGACCUGUUUUACUUAUUGUAGUUGCUCAUGUAUUUGUUGUGUGCAAUGAGACAUUUAAUAUGUGCUCCCUUUCAGUUUGACCCUCUUCUUUCUUGCCCUGUCAGAUUUGGUUAAAGGGAUGUUGCUGUGCUCUUAUUAUUCCCUGCACAAUGUUAAAUAGAAAUCAUUGAUUGUAAUAAAUAGGAAUUUCCCCUCAAGUACAUAAAGAUGUCAGCAUGCAUACUAAAUCCACCCAAGGUAUUUUGAGAAUUCUGAGUAUUUUGUUGCCAACAAACAGAAGAUACUAAGAGAGGGUUAAAAAAAAUUAAAUUGUGGACACUUGUAGAUUUUUCUUGGGAAACCAAAACUAAGUGUUACAUUUUUGGAGAAACACAGCUCUUUAAUUGCUAGGUGUGUUUGAAAGUCUCAGAUUGACAUCCAUCAGCAUGCAUUUUGUGUGAUUUAGAGCUGCCUUUCCAGUAUCCUAUGUAGUACAUACGGUGGUGCAUAAUGUGCUGUGUGUAUGCAAUGUUAAGUAUGUGGUAUGGCAUUGGAACAUACCAGCUGCUGUCCUCACUUCUUCUGGUUGAAAUUUUUAAGUCUUGUUGAACUUCUGCCGCACCUUAUGACAGCUGGGUGUGGUGACACUUCCCCUUUGUUGUGCUUAAAAAACACCUGGCACUAAUAAUAUACAGUUGCCCAGGACACACCCUAAGUAUGUUUGUGAAGAACUGCACCAAGACAAAAACGCAAGACAUUUAUUUUAACAGGAGUUUGCUGUUGUGCAAUCAGCCUUUUACUUUCUGCUUCAAAACAUAGUCUGGGAAUGUGAGCAUCAAUGGGGAGUACAAUAAGAGAGGCUAUUAUUGUAUUUAUGUUUCCAUUGUUACAAACGAUUAACUUUUGACAUCCACCCUUCUUUUUUAAACUUAAGUGAUAUUUAUUUAUGGCAAUUAAUAAGUUCAUACUGUUGUAUAUUGUUUUGUUUGUUAUUUUUAAGCAUAUUUUUAAUGUUCUGACUGAUUUUGUAGACUUUUGUAGUAAUGAUGAUAAAACUCAUCAAGUAUUCAACAUUGUAGUGCUUCUUCACCAUUUAGUGUUUUUUCUUUACCUCAUAUGCUCAUAUAAAUUGUUUCCAUGUCCUUUUAGUGAAUUUAGAUGUGUUUAUUAUUAUUUAUUUGAUUUAUAUUUCAUCCUUGAUUUUUUGAUUUUUUUUUGCUAUCACCAUCAUGGAAAAAAACAAACAAAUGAACUCAAUCAACAGGAUUCAAGGGAAGUAGGUUUUUCCCUUUUAGGCAUUAUGAAUGUACUUUAAUGGCCAUAUUACGAUAAGCUACAGUAUUCCUUUGCACUUAAAUUAUUUUUUGAACAUAUCCUGAAUAUUGCUGUAGUGCUUGGUAGUGAAUUUCUAUUUUUUGACAAUGUAAAUGUCUCAAUAACAAAAACCUUUAAAAAAAAGAAACACCAUUAUUACCCUUAAAACCAUGCUAUAUGUCUUCAUAAAUAUUAACACUCACAAGGUUACAUGAAAUUUACGAAUGUCUGUGAAAAGAUGCACUAUGUGGUCCAAUGAAUCAGAUUGUAUGUGACAUAUUCAGCCUUUAAAUACAAGAAAUUGCUAAAUCCCUGAAUCCACAGUAGCGUAGAUAUAGCAACUGUAUGACUGUGCUUUUGUGAAUCUACAGUGAAUGUGUUGUCCAUUCUCCAGCUGUGAGCCGAAACGGUCGGUAACUGUACACUUUAAAUAUUGUGUGUGAGUGUAUGCAAGCAUACACAUGCAUUGGUGCGUGUUCCAAGCAACUGCUGUAAUUUCAAUAAAAGCUUUUUAAAAAAAAAGAAAA